UAUACUUUUUCUCUCUCUCUCAUCUUCUUCUUGUGCCGCCAUUUCUACAACUUUUUCACUUUCUCUCUCCUCAUUUGCUCUCUCUUCAAUUUCUGCAACUUCUCUGUUAAAAUGCAAUCCAUGAACUCCAGUGAAGUCGACUAUGAACACGAUCAAGGUCUUGCUAGAGAUUUCCUCGUGAACUUCGCUGACAUCCAUGGCGAAGCGAAAUACAUGAACAUCCUCCAAGACGUGGCUAAUCGGAAGACUCGAGCAAUAGAGAUAGAGCUGGAAGAUUUGUACAAUUAUAAGGAAUCAGACGAUGAGUUUGUGAGGAAAGUAACUGAGAACACGAAGAGAUAUAUUGGAAUCUUUGCGGAGGCCAUUGAUGAACUUAUGCCGGAGUCUACGGAGCCUUUUGUUGAUGAUGAUCAUGACAUUCUGAUGACUCAGAGGUCUGAAGAAGGGACUGAGAAUGCUGAUGGAUCGGAUCUUUUUCAGAAAAUGCCAGCUGAAAUUAAGCGGUUCUAUGAGGUUUACAUUCGAGCAUCUUCGAAGGAUCGGCCUUUUACUAUUCGAGAGGUCAAGGCUUCCUACAUCGGACAGCUUGUCAGAAUAUCAGGGAUCGUGACUCGGUGUUCAGAUGUUAAGCCUUUGAUGCAGGUGGCGGUUUAUACAUGUGAGGAUUGCGGUUUUGAGAUAUAUCAGGAAGUAACAGCCAGAAUCUUCAUGCCCCUAUUUGAAUGUCCAUCAAAACGUUGCAAAACAAACAACACCAAGGGAAACCUCAUUCUUCAGCUGAGGGCAUCAAAGUUCCUGAAAUUUCAAGAGGCCAAGAUGCAAGAGUUAGCUGAACAUGUUCCAAAAGGGCACAUCCCAAGAUCCAUGACAGUCCAUCUUAGGGGUGAAUUGACUAGAAAGGUAGCACCUGGUGAUGUUGUCGAAUUAUCGGGAAUAUUCCUGCCGAUCCCUUACACUGGAUUUCGAGCAAUGCGAGCUGGCUUAGUGGCAGAUACAUACUUGGAAGCUAUGUCUGUCACUCACUUCAAACGAAAAUAUGAAGAGUAUGAGCUGAGAAGUGAGGAGGAAGAACACAUUGCCCGCUUAUCUGAAGAUGGGGAAAUCUAUAACAAGCUGUCGCGAUCAUUAGCUCCUGAAAUUUUUGGGCAUGAAGAUGUUAAAAAGGCCCUACUUCUGCUUCUUUGUGGGGCUCCUCACAGGAAAUUAAAAGACGGAAUGCAAAUUAGGGGAGAUGUACAUAUUUGCUUAAUGGGUGAUCCUGGUGUUGCAAAAAGUCAGCUUUUGAAACACAUUAUAAAUGUAGCACCAAGGGGUGUCUAUACCACUGGGAAAGGAAGCAGUGGAGUUGGUCUAACAGCUGCUGUGCAGAGGGACCCAGUCACCAAUGAAAUGGUCCUUGAAGGCGGGGCACUGGUGCUAGCGGAUAUGGGUAUAUGUGCUAUCGACGAGUUCGACAAGAUGGAAGAUUCAGAUCGCACAGCAAUACAUGAAGUAAUGGAACAGCAGACAGUAAGCAUUGCCAAAGCUGGGAUCACAACAUCACUAAAUGCAAGGACAGCAGUUCUUGCUGCUGCUAACCCUGCUUGGGGACGAUAUGAUCUCCGGAGAACUCCAGCUGAAAAUAUUAAUCUUCCUCCAGCCCUUUUGUCAAGAUUUGAUCUCCUAUGGUUAAUUUUAGACAAGGCAGACAUGGAUAAUGAUCUUGAAUUAGCAAGGCAUGUGGUCUAUGUUCAUCAAAACAAGGAAUCUCCUGCUCUUGGCUUCACUCCUCUAGAACCAUCUGUCCUUAGGGCGUACAUUGCAUCUGCAAGAAAAGUGUCUCCUUCAGUUCCUAGGGAACUUGAGGAGUAUAUUGCUAGUGCAUACUCUAGCAUACGACAGGAAGAAGCUCGGUCAGAUACUCCUCAUUCCUAUACAACUAUCAGAACACUACUCAGCAUUUUACGGUUAUCAGCUGCACUCGCAAGACUCCGGUUUUCUAGUAUUGUCGAACAAAGUGAUGUUGAUGAAGCACUUAGGUUGAUGCAAAUGUCAAAAUUCUCCUUGUACUCCGAUGAUCGCCAGAAAUCUGGCCUCGAUGCUAUAUCUGAUAUUUAUUCAAUAUUAAGAGAUGAAGCUGCAAGGACUAACAAAAUGGAUAUCAGCUAUGCACAUGCUCUCAACUGGAUUUCCAGAAAGGGGUACAGUGAAGCCCAGUUAAAGGAAUGUUUAGAAGAGUACGCAUCCCUGAAUGUGUGGCAGAUUCAUCCCAGCACCUUUGACAUUCGAUUUAUUGAUGCCUGAACAUAGCAGAAAUGUAUUUAUUAUGUCGUGUAGACCAUCAUUACUCGUCAAUCAAGCAGGGAUUAGCUUUUGUUUGCCUGUCAUGCUGGGUUGUAAUUUUUAUUAGUACUAUUCGAGAUGUGUAAUUUUAAGGUAGAAUUUGUUUACAUACUUGACUGGGAAAUCAAUAGUUCGACUAUUGAGAGCA
Messenger RNA from Beta vulgaris subsp. vulgaris (sugar beet), 2470 nucleotides. Its product is annotated as DNA replication licensing factor MCM7. The coding region runs from base 112 to 2283 and encodes 723 amino acids. Gene Ontology annotation, biological process: DNA replication initiation; DNA replication; DNA strand elongation involved in DNA replication. Lineage: Eukaryota; Viridiplantae; Streptophyta; Magnoliopsida; Caryophyllales; Amaranthaceae. Gene Ontology annotation, cellular component: nucleus; MCM complex. The transcript is spliced from 15 exons. The record is from RefSeq and is a predicted model, not a curated record. Gene Ontology annotation, molecular function: single-stranded DNA helicase activity; ATP binding; ATP hydrolysis activity.